Messenger RNA from Talaromyces proteolyticus, 2003 nucleotides. Its product is annotated as cytochrome protein. The record is from RefSeq and is a predicted model, not a curated record. Gene Ontology annotation, molecular function: heme binding; oxidoreductase activity, acting on paired donors, with incorporation or reduction of molecular oxygen; monooxygenase activity. The transcript has 3 exons. NCBI's taxonomy places the organism in Eukaryota, Fungi, Ascomycota, Eurotiomycetes, Eurotiales, Trichocomaceae. Bases 91 to 1662 code for a protein of 523 amino acids.
UCUAAACUAAUCGUUGUAUUUCUUCGUCAAAUUACUGGAUAAUCGCUAGUAUCUUUAUAAAAAAGAAGAAGAAGAAGAAAGGAAGGGGGAAUGACGUUAGUUGUCGAAAGCCUGGCAGGUGCCAUAGCCGACUACGCUGUAUACAUAUUCCCUACUUUGAUUAUUCUUUAUUUUUUUCGAAACUACUUUUAUAAUGGUCUGAACCAAUACCCGGGCCCGAUUUGGGCAAAGUUUUCAAAUCUAUGGCGCUUUUUGGAUGUAUCCCAUCGAAGACCGGAUAUCACACAUCUUUCUUUGCAUCGCAAGUAUGGUGAUGUUGUGCGUCUAGGGCCGGAUACUCUCUCUUUCGCCGACCCCGCUGCGAUAAAGACAAUUUAUGGCUUGAAUAAGGGGUUUGUUAAGUCAGAAUUUUAUCCUGUUCAAAUGACGACCUCUAAAGGCGAGCCCCUGCCAUCCCUAUUCUCGACACUAGACGAAUCAUACCACGCGAGUUUACGUCGGUCAGUGAACCACGCCUUUUCAAUGACGUCGCUGGUGCAAUACGAGCCCAUGGUCGACGAAACUACCCAAGUAUUUCUCAAUCAAACAGCCAAAUUAUACGCCUCGACUGGUGAAAUUUGCGACUUCGCACGGUGGUUGCAAUUCUUUGCCUUUGAUGUUAUAGGGAAUAUCACAUAUAGCAAACGCCACGGCUUUAUUGAGAAAAAUGAGGACAUCGAGGGGAUUAUCAAGUCUCUCUCACGUAUAUUUGAUUAUGCGGGCGUAGUGGGUCAGAUGCCUUGGUUAGAUAAGAUGUGCUGGAAGAAUCCCCUUUUCGAUGUUUUGCAGAAAUGGGGCAUUAUGGAUAAUUCGCAUCCAGUAGCAGUGUUUGCGCGUCAGAGGAUGCAAGAACGCAUGACAACUGACACUGAUAAUCAAAAGCCACCAACUAAACCAGGGUAUAAAGAUGAUUUGUUGACAAUGUUCUUAAAAGCGCGCGAAAACCGUCCGGAAUUUAUGACCGAAAAACGUGUUUUAACCAUGGCAACAUCCAUGGCAUUCGCCGGGUCUGAAACCACAGCUAUCAGCAUCGCAGCUGUGUUUUAUUAUCUGCUGAAAAAUCCCUCGUGCAUGAUUCGCGUGCAAAAGGAAAUUGAUGACGCUGUUCGGGCCGGUAUAGUUGAGAAUCGUUCAACUGGGUUGGUCUCCUGGAUCGAGUCCCAGAAACUACCCUAUCUAGACGCGUGCGUCAAAGAAGCCUUCCGUAUGCACCCGGCCGCCGGACUACCCCUUGAGCGAGUUGUUCCACCAGCUGGCAUCGAGAUAGCUGGUAAUUUCAUCCCUGGUGGGACGAUAGUCGGUUGCAAUGCAUGGGUGAUUCAUCGCCGGCAAGAGGUCUUUGGGUCGGACGUUGAUAACUAUAUCCCAGAGCGCUGGUUGACAGCUUCUGACGAGAAACUUAAGAUUAUGAAUACUACCAUGUUUCAAUUUGGAGCGGGGAGUCGCACGUGCAUUGGUAAGAACAUCUCCUUAAUGGAGAUAUACAAAACCGUGCCGAGUGUCUUGAGACGGUUUGACAUUCAGCUAGCAUAUCCCGAUGAAGAAUGGAAGCUAUGGAAUGCUUGGUUUGUCAGGCAACACAAUUUCAACACCAUUUUCAAAGAAAGAGCCACUCGAGUUUGAAUGAGACAAGCUAAUAAUUCAGAAAGCUCAGUAUAUCCGAAUAUGUAUGUUGAGACGAGGUGUUCAAAGGGAUAAUCACGAAUUCCCGAAGUCUUCUCAGAAUUGCAUCUACCAUGGCUGGGAUGGUCCUGGUGAAUACUGUAAUAGAGUAUACCGUCGAUGCAGCGAUUCCAAUGCCCAAAUCUAUUUGUUGCGCAGUCCAAUGAGUAUGUAAGGUUGAUAUUGAAUUAAUGUUGACUUGAAGGAGAAAAGGCUCUGUUUGCGAUAGGUGCACGAUACUAAUUGGUGUUAUCUGCUCAUUAAUUCUUUUCAGCAAACAUAGCAUAGGAGCACCAUUUAGG